UAACUUUGAACGAAAAAAAUCAUUGUCUUUGGAUCAAAUAUUAAAUCUAGAGCGAGACUUGAAACAAAUCCUUCCCUUUUACCUUAUGCAAAAUCACAUUCCCAAAAGUGAAAUGAGGAUGGAUUCUAAUAUAAAUAUGAACCAGCUUCAUGAACGAAGUACAGAACAAAUGAUUCCGAUGAAUGAUAAUCAAAACAAUUUUGAAAAUGGAAAUGGAUUUUAUCAAAAUGACGUCGUAGACUAUACUUACAGUGUCACUCAACCACGACAACAAAUUGAUUUCAACAAUAUCUCGCCUAAAAGUGAAAUGAGACCAAGCUUCAAUAGAAAUUCAAAUUCAUUGUAUAGAAAUAUUGGAAAUAACAUAAUGGCGACACCGAUGAACGACAAUCAAAAUAAUGCUAAUGAAGUUGGAGGUUACAUUCAUAAUGCUAUUCAUCCACAGCAACAAGUUGAUUUCAAUAAUGUGUCACCAGCUGAGAGAGAAAUGAGACCAGUAUAUAAUAAUAGAAAUACAAACACAUCUCAUGAGAAUAUUAAGGAUAAUUUGAUGACAACACAAGCGACUUCAAUGAUUGAUAAUCAAAAAAGUUGCUUGCCUUACCAAAAUGAAGUUGAAGAUACUCGAGCUGAUCUCAAUAAUUUUCCACAACGUCAAAUCCCUGAAAGAGAGACGAUACCAGAUUAUAAUAGAAAUACAAAUUCACUUCAGAAUGAUGUAUUAGCAUACGAUGUUUCAACUACUGAUAAUCAUCGAGAUACUCGCAACGCUUAUCCACAGCAAUACACUUCUGAUGAGAGUAUAACGACACAAGAUAUUCCGAUAACAGCCGUUGAUCGAAAUUAUGAUGAUAUAAAUGAUAUGCCAUGUAAUGACCACGAUAUAAAUAUUAACUCAUCCGUAACAACAGAUUGAUUUCCGAUAAAUACCGAAAUUUUAUUUAGAAAUUGGUUUUCUCAACUCGUUUUAUACUUUAAAAUUGGCAAAAUCUUCACGACGAACAUUUUAAAAAAAAUUCGAUUUAUACGUUAAAUUGGCAAACUACUCAUAAAUAUCUUAAAAAUUCGCAAAUUCCUCGAAAUGAAUGAAUGUUACAAUCGGUUUUUAUAGCUUUAUAAGCAAAUAAUUAAUUAUGACGAUUCCUAAAAGGAUUAAGCAAAAAGAAAUUUCAAAUUUAUAUUAAGAAAUUAAAUAAGAAAUUAAAUAAAUGUAUAAUUA
Molecule: messenger RNA, 1219 nt
Organism: Rhizophagus irregularis DAOM 181602=DAOM 197198
Lineage: Eukaryota; Fungi; Glomeromycota; Glomeromycetes; Glomerales; Glomeraceae
Source: RefSeq, a predicted model, not a curated record